CUCUAAGGGCUUUCGUUAAGCUGCAUUAAGUAGUUGUACACUUAGCAUAAAAAUCAGGGGGUGAACUUUUAAUAUGGAAACGUACAAGGGCUUCAUUUAGCAUUUUUUUUUUUUAAAGAAAAAAAGAACGGAUCUUAAUCUAUUUGUUCGAGGUUUUUACCCUUUUAUGUCAAGGUCAAGCCCAACUAAAGCAUGUAUGUUUAGUUUAGUUUAGUGUAUGUAAGUUUUGAUAUUUGGGUAUAUCACUAUAUCCGAAUAUCCAAUUUUUUGAAAGGUGUCAUCCGAUAAUUCAAUCCAAAAAUUCUGAUAUCCAACUUUCGGAUUUUUCAAAUCAGAUUCAGAUAUUUUGAACCCCUUUGCUGGUCAUAGGUAAAUUAUUUAUUCUCCACCCAUCUCCUACCCCGCCAAAACCAUUUCAUAUUCCCGCCAAAACUAAAACAGUAAAUACCCAAACCCUAAUCACAAAAUAAGAAAAUAAAAAAUAAAAAAAUCCCCAAUUAUAACAGAACCCAUUAAUCAAUCCAUAAGUUUCAAUGGCAGAAAAAGAACAAGAAGAAACCAACAAAGAAAAAACCUUGCAGUUAACUUUCCCAACAGGGAGAGUAAAAAGAAUAAUGAAACUCGACAAAGAUAUUAACAAGAUCAACUCCGACGCCCUGUUCGUGGUCUCCAACGCCACCGAGCUUUUCGUCCGGUUUUUAGCCGAGAAAUCGUCACUCGUUGCUACCGAAAAGAAACGAAAGACGAUUAAAGUCGAGCAUUUACGCCUUGCGGUGAAGAGACAUCAACCCACCGCUGAUUUCCUUCUGGAUUCGCUUCCUAUGCCUCCGCCCCCAGAUAAGAUUCCAUCAAAAACAGUUAAGAACAAAAGUGAUAGUGUUUCUGUUCCAGCUGGUACUCGCAAGAUUGAUAGUUUCUUUAAGAAGGAUCCUUAGGGUAAGUUUUGUAUGCUACUAUGCUUAUUGGAUCUGUAUCUAUCUUUAUAUUUAUAUAUCUCUUUCUUUUGGAAUCAAG
Erigeron canadensis is the source of this 1014-nucleotide messenger RNA. Its product is annotated as DNA polymerase epsilon subunit C. Gene Ontology annotation, cellular component: nucleus. The transcript has a single exon. Gene Ontology annotation, molecular function: protein heterodimerization activity. The coding region runs from base 534 to 935 and encodes 133 amino acids. Gene Ontology annotation, biological process: regulation of DNA-templated transcription. The record is from RefSeq and is a predicted model, not a curated record. NCBI's taxonomy places the organism in Eukaryota, Viridiplantae, Streptophyta, Magnoliopsida, Asterales, Asteraceae.